UUUUUUGAAUUUUUUUUGUGCAGAAUGAAGACUGUUUAUUUCAUGUUAUUUUUGCUGGCCUUGACCUUCGUUCCCGAGCACGUGGAUGGUUGGUUCUUCCGGUCUGUGCGCAGAAUCCGCUUCAGCCCCUAUCACACGCUAGGUUGUAUGGCGGCCUGCAAGUGGGCCAGGAGCUGGGCGUGUAAGGCCUGCAAGAGGAAGCGGGGACUCGACAUGGGGGCCGAUGCUGUAGAUCCAGUUGAGGAUGCAGAUGUGCCGACCGUUCUGCAUGAUCUGGAUGUGAACGGAGAUGGUUUUGUCGAGCUGAAUGAGAUCGCCCACGUGACCGGCCUGAAAGUAACCAACCCAGUUUUACUUAAACGAUUCCACACGGCAGAUUCGGACGGUGAUGCCAAACUGAGCCUCGUUGAAUUCAAACAAUUCCAUUUCGACAACAAAGAAGAAUUUCUGGAAGCCAUGAAAGAGGACGGCGCAGAUACUCCCAUGACACGAUGACGUUCAUGUAAUGCCAAAAGGUGAAGGGCUUUAUCAAUAAAUUAAAAAAAUAA
Gigantopelta aegis is the source of this 548-nucleotide messenger RNA. Its product is annotated as EF-hand calcium-binding domain-containing protein 1-like. The transcript is spliced from 4 exons. The coding region runs from base 25 to 495 and encodes 156 amino acids. NCBI's taxonomy places the organism in Eukaryota, Metazoa, Mollusca, Gastropoda, Neomphalida, Peltospiridae. Gene Ontology annotation, molecular function: calcium ion binding. The record is from RefSeq and is a predicted model, not a curated record.